Messenger RNA from Talaromyces amestolkiae, 405 nucleotides. RefSeq lists its product as uncharacterized. NCBI's taxonomy places the organism in Eukaryota, Fungi, Ascomycota, Eurotiomycetes, Eurotiales, Trichocomaceae. The record is from RefSeq and is a predicted model, not a curated record. Bases 1 to 405 code for a protein of 134 amino acids. The transcript is spliced from 2 exons.
AUGUCUCGCGCCAGCGUUGCCGACUUUGUCGACUCCUUUUUCACUCGCACCCUAUUCCAGGCUGAUGACACUCUCGCAGCCUCGGUGCUAGAUACAGACCUUUCUCCAGAUGUCGAAAUAGUCAUCAACGGAACACGCUUCACAAAAGCCACAUUUGUGACCCUCAUCACGGAACAGUUCCGCUCUACUUUUGUUGCAUCAGUCACUGAAAUUAAAGACUUGAAUAUUUUGACUACAAAUGACGCUGGUUCUACGGGCGUGGUUGCGCAAUGGACUUCAUAUGUGACUAAAGGCAAGGACGAUGGGAAGGAUAUCAAGCAGAGCGCAACGACGGUGGUUAGGGUUGAAGAGAUUGAUGGGAAGCAUGUAGUGACUGGUCUUUGGGAGGCGCAAACUUCGGAAUGA